UCUUGUGUCUCGUUCAGUAGAGCCUAUGACUGGUUGGGGUCCAGUAGAGACUAAAGCCAAGCAGAGGAAGCCUUCUCAGGUCACCCAGUCUGUGUUCUACCUGGAAGAUGGUAACUUGGGUGUGGUGUUCAAGUCUUACCCCAAACCUAAAAGUGUCCGAAAGUCCAUCCCCUUAGUGACUCUGCCAAAGCAGGAAGAGAUCUGCUCGACCAAACGGUGGCUGAAGAUGUUCAGUAUUAAGAGGCAGAAGCUUGACAUCUAUAAGCUGGUGUCUGGACCUGACUGUACUCAUCAUAAGAAGCUGGUCCCUUCGGUCCUCAAUAGAGUGUCUGCCAAAUACUGCUCCAUCUUCCCCAGUGUCCACAUCAAU
Oncorhynchus gorbuscha (pink salmon) is the source of this 370-nucleotide messenger RNA. Its product is annotated as von Willebrand factor A domain-containing protein 3A-like. NCBI's taxonomy places the organism in Eukaryota, Metazoa, Chordata, Actinopteri, Salmoniformes, Salmonidae. The annotation marks the transcript as partial. The record is from RefSeq and is a predicted model, not a curated record. The transcript has 3 exons.